AUGGACGCCAACUUCCGGGACUUUUACAAGAACGUAGACGUACCCGAGAACGAGGCUAGGUGGAAGAGGACCAAGACCUACAGUAAAGGCACGCCCGACGAGGCGACCCUAUCAAUAGAACUAUCCGAAGAUACGAGCAGUUUCGACAAGGAGCUAUACCUCAACGUAUUUAAUAACAUCAUCCACGGCUGCGACCCUAAGAGGGAGGACAAUCCGAUAACCUGGAAGUUUGGCGGCAAGUGGCCCCCAUACAAGGCCCCAGUCGGAGAAUGCAGGAGCCAGUAUAAAUUCUUCCUUAACUCCAUCUUCAUCCACGGCGGUAGCUGGGCUACUGCCGACUAUGGCCAGGAAACGCUGAAGAAGCGGGCGGGCGCCUGCAUUGGGUCCACCCCUACCUCGUGGAAGUUUUAG
Microdochium trichocladiopsis is the source of this 411-nucleotide messenger RNA. RefSeq lists its product as uncharacterized. The transcript has 2 exons. NCBI's taxonomy places the organism in Eukaryota, Fungi, Ascomycota, Sordariomycetes, Xylariales, Microdochiaceae. Bases 1 to 411 code for a protein of 136 amino acids. The record is from RefSeq and is a predicted model, not a curated record.